AUGCAUGAGCGUCAGCGAGUGUGGCGUGCCUGUCAGGCAUGCCGCCGCAAGAAAAUAAAGUGUGAUGGAGAGACCCCAUGCCAAAGUUGCAGCCGAAAGCAAGCAGCAUGCGUCUAUGUGGAGCCGAGCAACAAGGCAGGGUCGGCGGAUCCACUAUACGUCAUGAGGCUCGAGAAUCGAAUCCAACUGAUGGAACAAACACUACGGAUGCAGCUAACCCGCCAGCAAGAAGGAGAGAAUAAUCGGAUUUCUGGUGUGUCAGAAGGUCGGCCAGGACAUGACGUUGUGGUUCCCUAUCCGACAGAAGAGCUCCAGGGUGUGCAAAGUACAGGGUUGCCAGAUACGCCGCUGCUAACAUCCCAGUCGCCUCCUCCCGAGGGUUAUGACGGUAAUCGACUGGGCGGUCUUCCUCUCAACGGCGCUGACGCUCUGCUGGAGGAUAUCCCGGAUCCUACACCCCAUGAAGAAGCAGAACUCACGGCAGUCAACGUGACCGGAUUGACGGAGCCACUGAUGCAAGCUCUGGUUGACGCAUUCUACUCCUCUUACUACCCAAUAUUCCCUAUUAUUCAACAACAUGAUUUUCAAUGGCAAUUUGAUCGUUGGUUGUCCAUGGGCCGAAGUGAUGAUGGCGAUGGCAGCGGGUUUCCUUUUCUAUUAUACGCAUUACUCGCUGUAGCGGCGGCGGCCAUCCCAGCAGACCACACGAUAUUUGACCAACCAGGCCUGCAAAUCUACAAGCGCAUAAACCUUGGAGAUCUGCUUUACUCCCAUGCGACUUUCAAGUGCCCAGGAUUGCCAUUUCAGCAGGAUGGGAAACAUUCCAUCAACGCCGCCAUCGCGCUCGGCCUUCUCAGUCUCUACCUGAUCGAGAUCGGUAACGUGAGUGGGGCAUGGGCCAUCGCGGGUCACGCAGUCCACCUAUAUCAAAGGUUGGAACUGGAGGAGCUUGAAGAUAGCGCAGACGGAGCGCCCGACAUAGGCGAGACCUGGAACCCACGCGGCAAUGUCUGGUGGUGCUUAUAUAUUCUGGACUGCUCUCUGUCGACGGCUCUGUCCAAGCCCUUGGCGAUUUCUGAUACGGAGAGUGACCUGAGAUACUACGACGAGGACAACUGUCCCGCACUGGGGCUUGAGGCCAAGACAGACCCUUGGUUCUCAGUUAUUGCAGAUUUUCAUAUUACCAUAAACCGCAUUUACCGGUCGAUACGAUGGAUCCGCAAGUCCCGUCGAGCUCAGGAUGACAAGAUGUGGGAUACACUUCGGGCGUGCACGAAAAGAUAUGAUGCCGAACUGGAAAAUUAUUUUAACCAGCAGGUUCUUCCGAAAAUGGAGGAGCCAAGCAGUCAAGUGAGACCAGCGCUACAAACCAUUGCCGUAUCAUCCUACUACAUCGGUGUCGUCCUUCUCUACCGGACGUCCAUUGAGCAGUUUAACGCUGCAGAUCCGGAAGCAUUUCUCCGCUGCGCGGAAGCCGCAUCCAACUGUAUCCAGGCCACACCGCGGGUUAUUGCGAACGUUCCCAUUUGCCAUUUCGUGGUGCAGCAGAGCCGCGCGGUCUACGCCAGUACUAAAGUCCUUUUGCACUGUAUGCGCUUGGCCCGGAACGUGGCGUUCAACGCCAAGGCCUGGCGCGAUGUCGAGACGGGCUUUGACAUGUUGUGCAAGAUUGACAUCCAGUGGCCCCAGAUUAGGAAAUACCAGCAGCUUAUUGAGGGAGAUAUGCAGCGUACGCAGAUUGACUUCAAUAGGCACGAGCUGUUUCAUGGAUUAUUUGAUCGCUACGGGCAACAGACAGCCGGUAAGAGAGGAGGGGAACAAGCUGAGCGCCACGAAGGUUCACCGGGUACCGAUAUGGGUCAAGGGUCGCAGCCUCUGGAACACCAACCAAAGCGACACAAGCUGUCACAGAAUUUUAUCCGCAAUGAGUCUGUUUCCACUGCCUUCUCGGCACCGAACAUUCCACGGAGCGAGGAGUCAGACAGCGAUGCUGGGGUGGACCAAACAAUGCACAUCGGCGAGUUUGUCUUUCCCGACCUCCCUUCGCUGUCAAUGACUUUGGAAGAUUCGCCGUCGGCGAACCUUUUUGGUGAUGCAACGUUGAUGUUGCCCAUUGAUCAAAUAGUUUCAUAG
Penicillium riverlandense is the source of this 2133-nucleotide messenger RNA. Its product is annotated as Zn(II)2Cys6 transcription factor. The record is from RefSeq and is a predicted model, not a curated record. Gene Ontology annotation, cellular component: nucleus. Gene Ontology annotation, biological process: positive regulation of transcription from RNA polymerase II promoter by galactose; DNA-templated transcription. The transcript has 2 exons. Lineage: Eukaryota; Fungi; Ascomycota; Eurotiomycetes; Eurotiales; Aspergillaceae. Gene Ontology annotation, molecular function: RNA polymerase II cis-regulatory region sequence-specific DNA binding; zinc ion binding; DNA-binding transcription factor activity, RNA polymerase II-specific. Bases 1 to 2133 code for a protein of 710 amino acids.